CCCCUCUCCUCACUUUUUUGCCUGCGCGCUCGCACGACUCGGACGGGACCCACGGCCGCGGAAUGGAGUCGGACAGCAACCAGAGCAACCUGACCGCCGCGGACUCGCCGCACGACCCCUGCAAAAUGUUCAUCGGCGGUCUCAGUUGGCAGACCACUCAAGAGGGUUUGAAGGACUACUUCUGCAAGUUUGGAGAAGUGAAGGAGAGCAUGGUGAUGAGGGAUCCAGUUACCAAGCGCUCCAGGGGGUUUGGGUUUGUGACGUUUGCAGACCAGGCUGGUGUGGAUAAAGUGCUGGCCCAGACCAGACAUGAACUGGACUCUAAAACAAUCGACCCAAAAGUGGCAUUCCCUCGCCGAGCCCAGCCCAAGCUGGUGACCAGGACGAAGAAGAUCUUUGUUGGGGGUUUGUCAGUCAACACCACAGUUGAAGAUGUGAAGCAGUACUUUGAUCAGUUUGGGAAGGUGGAUGAUGCCAUGCUUAUGUUUGAUAAGACCACCAACAGACACAGAGGGUUCGGCUUUGUGACAUUUGAGAACGAGGAUGUGGUGGAGAAAGUGUGUGAGAUCCAUUUCCACGAAAUCAACAACAAAAUGGUGGAGUGUAAGAAGGCCCAGCCAAAAGAGGUGAUGUCACCAGCAGGGUCAUCGAGGGGGCGUGCCCGGGUCAUGCCCUAUGGGAUGGAUGCCUUCAUGCUAGGCAUAGGCAUGCUGGGCUAUCCUGGUUUUCAGGCAGCAGCCUAUUCUGGGCGCAGUUACACUAGUCUGACCCCUGGCUACACGUAUCAGUUCCCCGAAUUCCACUUAGAGAGGACCCCCCUCCUGACAUCACCACACCCCCCUGAGCUCACAGCCAUCCCUCUGACAGCAUAUAACCCAAUGGCAGCUGCUGCAGCUGCAGCAGCUGUGGUCCGAGGCUCCGCCCCCUCUCGCUCUGCUGGAUUUCUUAGCACCAGCAGCCCUGGGCCAAUGGCAGAGCUGUACGGAACAACCAGUCAGGACUCAACAGUCAGUAGCUACAUCAGCGCUGCAAGUCCCGCCCCCAGCACUGGAUUCAGUCACAGCCUCGGGGGUCCUCUGAUCGCUACGGCAUUUACCAAUGGCUACCACUGAGCUGGUGGCAGGGUGGACAGAUGGAGCUGCACCUGUCCCACGCGUCCCCAGUGUUUCCCGCAUUGCUGUCCCAUCACCUGUACUAACACUCUUGUCUGUCUGUUCCACUCUGAACGGAAGGACAUGUACAUAUUUAGAUUAUUCUCUGGUUCAAAGUGUUUUCUUUCCUGCUGUUUUAAUCUGCCUGUAUGUUUCUCUUCCACUUCCAUCGUCCUGAUGUUCUGUUUACUGGACAUGUUGUUUCCUUUUUUAUGAAACUAUUCACGUGUUUUGAGGCACUGUAGGUUUACAGUUGUAGAAGUUUAGAUGUUUAACAGUUUUAUGGGAACAAAGAUGUGUCCUGGGUUUUGGGUACAUUUUUUGAAAAGUAUGUGAUGAAUUUCAGAUGAAACAUUUUCUACAAAAGAAAAUAUUGGAAGGAAUGUCAAAAUGUAUAUUUUGGUAGUUUUGGAACUGGAUUUGUGAUGUUGAUCUUGAUCAUAGCAAUGAUAUUAACAUGAUAUUAACCGAGGACAUGUUUUUCAUUCAGAGUUAGAUUUGACCCUUUUGUCUUGUAAAGGAUUUUAAGUCUUUUGGAUCUUACUGAGAUCACUAGGAAAACAUCUGUGAUGUGUGAUUUUUGUGUGAAUCUUACACACUUAACACACAAGAUGGUCUUGUUUCUCUAAAUGUAAUAUUUUGACCUUUUUUAACUUGAAAUGUUUUUGUUUUGUGUGUUGCUGAGGAAAGUGAACUAUGAAUGACAAGCUACUAAUAACGCUGGAGGUGUGGGUGUGUGUGGGUGUGGGUGUGGGUGUGUGUGUGUGUGUGUGUGUGUGUGUGUGUGUGUGUGUGUGUGUGUGUGUGUAAUUAGUGCUGUCAUGGUCUAAUGUAUUCCCUUGUAUAAGAGGAUUUAAAAUGUGAAUUUAAUAUUUUUUCCUAACAUCCACAUUAUGCUGUAAACUGUCAAGUUCACUGUUUAUGCCAUACACAUUUGACCAUUGCUUUUGUGUCCUUCAUCCUAAGGUCACUCUGUUGACCCUAAGUUCACUCUGCUGAUUCUAAGGUCACUCUGUUGACCCUAAGGUCACUCUGCUGAUCCUAAGGUCACUCUGUUGACUCUAAGGUCACUCUGCUGAUCCAAAGGUUACUCUGUUGACCCUAAGGUUACUCUGCUGAUCCUAAGGUUACUCUGUUGACCCUAAGGUUACUCUGUUGAACAAACUAUUGUUUAAAAAAACCUGUCCCUAUUGGACAAAAUGAAUCACUGCAAACAAUACUAACAUGAAGAAAUCAGGUUUGGGGAGAUUUUUAAAAUGACAACUUUAGGUCAGGUACUUCAACAUCUUGAUAAUGUCUCAUGUCAAGUUUCACUGUUUGUAAGAAAUGAACAUUUCAAAAAUCCUAAUAAAUUAUUUCCAAAUAUUA
This is a messenger RNA of Electrophorus electricus (electric eel), 2519 nucleotides long. RefSeq names its product musashi RNA binding protein 1b (gene msi1b). Lineage: Eukaryota; Metazoa; Chordata; Actinopteri; Gymnotiformes; Gymnotidae. The record is from RefSeq and is a predicted model, not a curated record. Gene Ontology annotation, biological process: central nervous system development; regulation of translation. Gene Ontology annotation, cellular component: cytoplasm. Gene Ontology annotation, molecular function: mRNA binding.